Messenger RNA from Arabidopsis thaliana (thale cress), 931 nucleotides. It is a transcript of the gene ERG28, whose product is annotated as ergosterol biosynthesis protein. Gene Ontology annotation, cellular component: endoplasmic reticulum membrane; membrane. Lineage: Eukaryota; Viridiplantae; Streptophyta; Magnoliopsida; Brassicales; Brassicaceae. The transcript is spliced from 3 exons. The record is from RefSeq and is marked reviewed. Bases 220 to 609 code for a protein of 129 amino acids.
CCCAUCAAACAGUUUCUCCGGUGGUUUGAGAACUAACUGAAAUGUACGAAAUUAACCUCCGUGGCUUACGUGUUCUGAUCGGGGAAUCUUUCCGCCGAAUCUGAGUUUACGUUUUUUUUUGGUGUCAGUCUCAUAGUUUUCUGGUUUUAAAACGGAAAAUAUAUGCGUUAGGGUAUUGUUGGAUAACGAGGAAGGAGUAAACGAAGGAAGAAGAGGGAGAUGAAGGCGUUGGGGUAUUGGUUAAUGGUGGUUGGUUCACUGAGACUAGCUUCUGUUUGGUUUGGUUUCUUCAACAUUUGGGCUCUUCGUCUCGCUGUCUUCUCUCAGACCACCAUGAGUGAAGUUCAUGGACGUACAUUCGGAGUAUGGACACUCUUGACCUGCACUCUCUGCUUUCUUUGUGCAUUCAACCUCGAAAACAAACCAUUAUACUUGGCUACGUUUCUAUCAUUUAUCUAUGCGUUAGGCCAUUUUCUGACUGAAUACCUCUUUUACCAAACAAUGACCAUCGCGAAUCUCUCAACUGUGGGCUUCUUUGCAGGUACAUCGAUUGUGUGGAUGCUCUUGGAGUGGAAUUCCCUUGAACAACCACACUCCAAACUUUCUUGAUGUUAGUCCACAUCUAUGUUUCUAAGUCUCUCGUCUUAUAAGCUUUUCUAAAAGUGGGAAUCAUCUGAGUUUUUGCUCGAUCCCUAAAGCUGUUGAUUCAUUGUUUCAUCUAAAUCUUACGACAUCUUUGAUGGAGUCUUGAACUAUGAGAAUAUCAUAAAUUCAUGGAUUAUAUGGUUUCUUUUUAAGUGUUGUUUAUUGCUUUUAAAACAGAGAUUUGAGUUUAGUGUAUGGUUGAUAGUCAACGAACAGGGAAACUAUUUCUUGCGUUCCCUUUUUUAUUUGUUUGUAUCCAAAAUGAUUCUAUUUUCCAUUUUCCCGG